Molecule: messenger RNA, 2382 nt
Organism: Closterium sp. NIES-65
Lineage: Eukaryota; Viridiplantae; Streptophyta; Zygnematophyceae; Desmidiales; Closteriaceae
Source: the annotation of a GenBank genome assembly
AUGCCGCCCACCGUCGCAUCGUCGUCGCCGCCUCGCCUCUCGCCGCCUCUCGCGCGGAGCGUCGUGGCGCUGGCGGCGCUGCUGCUGCUCCUCGCGGUCCCCAGCAGCGCGCCCCCUCCGCACGACGGUCCCCCGCGCCAGCAGCGGCAGCAGCGGGGGGCGCAGUACAUCGUGGAGCUGCGCGGCGCCCCCCUCGCCACGUACCGCGGACACCUCCCCGGCUUCCCCGCCACCGCGCCCAGGGACGAGGGGGCCGACCCGCACUCUUCCUCUCCUCUCCCCCCGCCCCAGAGCGGCAGCAGCAGAAGCAGCAGCAAGCAGCAGCAAGGGCAGCAGCGGCGGCGGGGGAUUGACAUUAGGGCGGGGCACGUGAGGGCGCUGAGGCGGGCGCUGCAGCGGCAGCAGGAGCAGGUGGCGGCGGACGCGGGGGUGGCGGCAGCGGCCGUGCUGCUGCACGUGCACACCGUGGCCCACGCCUUCGCCGCUGCCCUCUCCCCCCUGCAAGUGUGGCGCCUCAAGAGGCACCCCGCCGUGGCCUCCGUGCGCCGCACCCGUGUCUUCCACGCGCCCGCCGCCACCACCACGCCUCCCUGGCGCGCUCGCCCCACCCCUGCGUGGAACGCAUCUGCCUCCACGGCAUCUGAGCCGCGCACGUACGAUGCAGACGCCGCCUCCUUCAUGGGGCUGCCGGGGUCGCUGUGGCAGCAGGCGGGCGGGCAGAGCAGCGCGGGCACGGAUGUGGUGGUGGGGGUGGUGGGGUCGGGCAUCUGGCCUGAGCACCCCGCAUUCCAUGCCUCGGCGUUCAGCGGUGUGCCGGCGGGGUGGCAGGGCGCGUGUGACUCAACGCCCGACUUCACGUGCAGCGGGAAGAUCAUCGGCGCGCGGCGCCUGUACGCGGCGAACCAGCACAGCACAGGCGGGCCCGACUUCAGCGCGGAGUAUGACUCGCCGCGUGACAUGCAUGGCAGCGGCACGUGGAGCGCAGCAGCAGCGGUGGGCAACGCGGUGACGUGGGCGGACGGGGCGACGACGAGUGGCAUGGCGCCGGGAGCACGGGUGGCGGUGUACAAGGCGGUGUGGGCGGGGUACGGGUUUGAGGCGGACGUGCUGGCGGGGGUGGACCGCGCCGUGGCGGACGGCGUGCACGUGCUGUGCGUCACGGUGGGGGGGUUCAAGGGCUCCCUCGCCACCUACUUCACUGACGCCCCCUUCCUGCACGCCCAUGCUGCAGGCGUGGUGGUGGUGAUGGGGGCGGGUGACUGGGGGCAGCCCAACUUCUGGCGGCUGCUGGGGGCAUACAUCCGCGUCAUCGACAACUUCUCGCCCUUCUACCUCACUGUGGGCGCCAGCACGGUUGCAGGGCAAGGGGGGUUGUCAGCUGUGGCGUCUGCUCGCCACACCAGCACAGCCUUGACACCUGCUGUUAGCAAUAGCAGUGUCUUCAGCGCCACAGCACCACAAUCAUUGGCAUCAUCAGCAGCAGCAGCAGCACAGCCAGCCAGCACAGCAGCUGCCACAGUGGCGGCCUUCUCCUCAGCGGGCCCGCUGGUGUGGCCGUGGUACCGGGUGCGCCCGCCCUUCCCCACCAACUCACUGCUCAAGCCCGACCUCCUCGCCCCGGGCGUCGACCUCUGGUCCGCCGCCCCCGCCACCACCAUUGGUGCCCCUGGAGACCUCAUAAACCGCACCGGCACGUACCUGGCCGCACCGCUGGUGGCAGGUGUUGCAGCAGUGCUGGUGCAGCUGCGGCCUGGGUGGUCGCCCGCACAGGUGAUGUCAGCACUCAUGACGUCCGCUCGCACCACCACGGCGGGCGGUGCGCCCAUGCGCACGGCGGCGGGUAGGAAGGCAACGCCGUGGCAGAUGGGGUGUGGGGUGGUGCAGGCGGCGCGCGUGGCGGAUCCCGGGCUGACCUUCGACGCCAGCGAGCGCCACCUGCGCAACUUCCUCGCGGGGCAGAGCUGGUUCCGCACGCGCAGGCUCUUCCCCGCCGCUGCUCUCACGCGCCUGCCCCCGCGCAACCUGAACCGCCCGUCCAUCGCGCUGGGGCGCGCCAAGGGCGUGACCAUCAUCCUGCGCACCGUGACGAGCGUGGCGGCUGUGCCGUCCACUUACACGGCCACGGUGGUCAACCCCUGGGGGGUGGUGCUCACGGUGACGCCGCGUCGAUUCACGAUCGCGCCUGGCGAGAGUGUGACGUACAGGGUGGUGGUGCGCGUGGUGGGCAAGUCGAUGAGUUUCUUCUACGGCAGCAUCACGUGGCGGGAUGAGGUGGGCCAUGUGGUGCGUUCGCCCGUGGUGGUGCAGCCACAGCGCCUGCUCAAGUGGUGCAUCGGGUGCACCAAGGAUGGCGUCAUCAAGUGGCCUGGCGGCCCGCCCUAG